Molecule: messenger RNA, 1800 nt
Organism: Zea mays
Lineage: Eukaryota; Viridiplantae; Streptophyta; Magnoliopsida; Poales; Poaceae
Exons: 1
Coding region: 1344-1661 (105 amino acids)
Source: RefSeq, marked predicted
AAAAAUUGAUCCUUCUUCUGUCUCUCUUCUGUAAAGGUUUUGUUUAAUACAGAAGAACAAGAUAAAGGCUUAAUAGAUUUCAAAACAAAAUUGCCCUCAGACAUCCAAGGAAGGAAUUAGCAGCACUAGCUCUCAAGCCUGGCAGGGCGAAAGCUCUUAGGCGGCAACUGCGAAUGUAGAGAAACAAGCCUUCACUUCUAUCAUCAUUGGGCGGAGUCAGAACGAACGCUCAACAAAAUAAAGAAUGGCGAACGUCAAAAUAAACUGCAAAUGUACAAGGGAACGAUUCAACCUAUCAGCUAAAUAAAUGUUCUUAUUUCUUUGCAUCAGACAUCCAAGGAAGGAUUAGGCAGCACUAGCUCUCCAGCCUGGCAGGGCGAAAGCUCUUAGGCGGCAACUGCGAAUGUAGAGAAACAAGCCUUCAUUUCAUCAUCAUUUGCAAUCAAAAUCCAUCAAGCAGACGGAUGAAACACUUGGCCAAGAAGACAAUGCUACACAAAAAUAUGUAUAGCUCAGGCAUCGCAAGAAUUUACAGCAGUAGCUAGCUCUCGGGCCUGGCAGAACAAAAGCUCUUACGUGGCUACAGCGAAAGUUCGUGUAGAAACAUGUAAUCACAUUAACCGGCUCUGUGGACACAUAGAGAAGCAGCCCCCAGGUUCCUAUCAACAUGUGAAAUGUUGAAACAACUUUGUUUUGGCCUAAUCAUAGCAUCUCUGGUCAAUGCGUUCGCUAACAGAGACGUGGCAUCAGGCCCAAAUUUCAUUUCAUUCAGUUGGAUAAUAGAUGACCAAAAGACAUGUACAAUACAUAUUACUUGCGGUUAAGCCUCAGCAAGCCAGACAAUUUUCGUCAUAAGUAAAUCUGACGGUAAUUCCAGAUGUAUGCUAAUCAUCAUUGGCUCACGUACGGAUUGCAUGUCAUUGCGAUGUUGUAAAGAUACCUGCCUAGAGCAAACAAUGGUAAAGAACAGAAAAUACAUAAAAACGUAAAUAAACAGGCAUAAUCGAAGAGUGAUUGCUGUAUCAUCAGAAAAGAAGGUACUUCUCACUCACAGUGAUGAAACACUGUGUCAGAAGGUGUCCUAAGAUUGUUUCGAGGUUUCAUCAUCUGAUACUACAAAGAAAAAUACAAAGACGUAGUUCAACAACACAGGAAGUGGAAACAAGAGAUUAAAUUACCCAACAGGAUGUCUGUGCAUCGCUCGCUGGGCAGAAACCGACCUCGGAUCAAGUGUUGGAUUAUAUAUCAGGUGAUCCUCUCUAUCCAAAAUCAAAAUACGGAGCAGGAAAAACAACGAAACGAGAAGAUUGAAAGGGGGCCUUUGGUUACUCAGUGGUGGCAAUAUGGUUAUUGGUUCGAUUCUGCCAGCGAGUGUCCUCAAUUCCUUCAGAAGAGGGAGCUCGGUAUCCUCAUCGCAACAGUCUGUUCCACGCUCAAGUGGAAAGAAAAAAGCAAGAGAGAACAAAAAACCUCGCCCCAAGAAAAUAUUUCGAAUAGAAAAUAAACGAGGCCCAAAGAAGGAAUUUGGAUGGCUCGGUUCAGCGGGAAAAUCGGCAUACAGAUCGAUCUCGUAUACAGAGAGACCUGUGAUUUGGUCUGUUGAGCUUGAAUAUUACCGAGUCGUCACUGCCAUCUCACUUCACUUGCGAAGAACCGAUUAGAACGAACGAAAAAAAACGAUGAGGCAUCCCCUGCCCGGAGCCCGCAGAUCUGGCUUGGCGCUGGCAUGGCGGCGGAUGAAUUGAGGGGUGGGGUUCUACCUAGAGCUAAGCGGCCAUUGAGGAAUCCUUAGAGGCGGCG